This is a messenger RNA of Echinococcus granulosus, 399 nucleotides long. RefSeq lists its product as hypothetical. The transcript has a single exon. NCBI's taxonomy places the organism in Eukaryota, Metazoa, Platyhelminthes, Cestoda, Cyclophyllidea, Taeniidae. Bases 1 to 399 code for a protein of 132 amino acids. The record is from RefSeq and is a predicted model, not a curated record.
AUGUACAGGAAGGUAACGAAUGCGACUUUUGCCCUUGUGGCGGCGUUCCUCUUCUUCUUCGCUAUCGCUUAUGCUGGCUGGGGCUGUGGGGGCAGCAUUCUGGGUAGAGACUGUCUUCGAAAUCCCGAAUCCGAGGUGACGGGUGCUCUCCUCUUAACUGCCGCCCUAAUUGUCCUUAUUGCAGGCAUCAUUCUCAUACUGCAGAUAUUUUUCCACUACUCCUGGAGUGCGAUUGCAGUGUGUGUGUUGGCGGUUAUCUCCGCCAUUCUCUCCAUUGCUGGCAUCGCCUACUAUGCGGACAGGAGCCAACGCUCGUCACCUUUUGUUGCAACCGCUGCGAUGACACUCACGGUUGCUUUGUCUGUCAUUCUCAUUGUCGAUCUGGUCACGAAGCACUGA